AUUUUACCACCAGGUAACACUUGAACUUCUCAAUGUUUGGUGUUUGUUGUGUUUUUGUUUUUGUUUUCGUUUUCGUUUUCCUGGUUUCAUUUUGAAACUUGGCCAACAACUACAUAGUCAUUUGACAGUAGUGGCUAAUAUAUCCGUUUGACGUUUGGUGCUGGACACUUUUAUGUUUCUGUCUCAAAAUGUUGCUGAAAACAGUGGACUUAAAUGGAGAGCAGCAUUUAUUUGCUUGCCGUGAAGGCGAUGACAAAGUUCUCACUUUUUACCUCCACAACCUGGCCAAGAACACGAGUUUCUCAGAGGCAGUCGAAAGAAAUACAUUUCAGCUACGUCUGAAGAUGCUCAACUCUCGCGUAAAGUUUCCAGAGGAUGCAGUCCGUCCAGCGCUGCUCAAAGCGGAUCCUUCGCACGCCGAACUGGAAAAACGCCUUUCCGAAGGUGAAACCCAGUUGAUCCUUGUCUUGAAGUACCCCAUGACAAAUACUGCGGUUCCUUUGCGGUGGAACUGGCAGCUGAGCCACCUAGACAGUGCGCAGUUUUACCGGCAAAUUUGCGUGAACCUGAUGGCUACUGCUGGAGGACUACGAGAUCAAGUGUCCGUCCUGGUAGAGCUUCUAAAGGCCAAGGACAGGGAGCUGAAGCAGUACCGCACCGAAGGAUGCAAGCUGCGAAGGGUGACUGCGGUGACAAAGCCAUUUGAUGCAGAGGCUUUCCAGGAACAGCACCUCCACUUGCUGGAGGAUGCCACCGCCUAUCAGAAUGUUAAGGACGUUCUCGCUGCUGAAGUCUCCUCGAUCAGUUCAACUCUGCCCUCCUCCGCCGUAAUUAAGGAUGAGAAAGACCAGAAACCGCCAACUGGCUCCAAGGUUUCGGAUAAAUCAGGCCCAAAGCUGACUCCCCGCAAUAGAAAGCGCCAGGCGCUGGAAAGCAAUACCCAUCAUUUGGAGCGCAAGGUGAUGCAGCGCCGUUCCGCACCGCAAGUCGAGUACAAAAAUUCCCAGAGCUCCCAGGAGUCCAUCGUGGAUGACUAUUUUACGGAGAUCAAGCCAAAGGUUGAGGAAUAUACUUCGAACGAUAUUGAGGAGCCCGCAAUAUCGGCGAGAGAAAUCGAAAACAAUUCGGUAAAACUAACGAAAGCAAAUGCCACCCUGCACCCUGCUCAAAUUAAAACGGAAACCGUCCAGGAAUCCGGCUCCUUGCCAUUGGAAAAUCUUCAAGAUAUUAUUCGUCCGAAACCAGAUUUAGUUCAUGUGAUGUUUGAUUCUCCUUCCGAAACCCUUCCAAGACCCAAGCUGCAUGACUCGUCGCCAGAAAGUGAAGAUCCCGGUACUGUAAGCGAGCUGGACGAACUCAAAGAUAUUCUGAAUCGGACAACAGCCGUCACCAAGUCACUGAUUAAGAAUCAUAGAAAGGACAAGUAGGGGAGUGCAGAAAAUUGGUUUUUAAAUGCCGCAAAUGGAUUUUGAGGCUCAUGUUAUGUUGUUAGAUAAAAAAAUAUACAAAUAAAUUGCAUAAUUUUAAAAA
Messenger RNA from Drosophila ficusphila, 1530 nucleotides. RefSeq lists its product as uncharacterized. The record is from RefSeq and is a predicted model, not a curated record. Lineage: Eukaryota; Metazoa; Arthropoda; Insecta; Diptera; Drosophilidae. The transcript is spliced from 5 exons. Gene Ontology annotation, biological process: double-strand break repair via nonhomologous end joining. Gene Ontology annotation, molecular function: DNA end binding. Gene Ontology annotation, cellular component: DNA ligase IV complex; nucleus. Bases 189 to 1427 code for a protein of 412 amino acids.